Molecule: messenger RNA, 978 nt
Organism: Trichoderma atroviride IMI 206040
Lineage: Eukaryota; Fungi; Ascomycota; Sordariomycetes; Hypocreales; Hypocreaceae
Cellular component (GO): cytoplasm
Molecular function (GO): protein binding
Source: RefSeq, a predicted model, not a curated record
AUGAAGCGGAAGCUGCUACGUGCCUGGAUCGCGCAAGGUUGUGACGAGAGCUUGAUUCGAGCACUUCUUGACGAUGAUAAAACUCAAGUUGACAUGAAGGUUGAUGAUGGACAGACGCUGCUAUCUGUUGCAUCCGAAAAAGGGCAUGCCGACAUUGUUAAGCUACUAAUUGAAAAGGAAGCUGAUAUUGAGGCAAGGGAUAAAUAUGGUCAAACGCCGCUGUACUGGGCAGCUGGAAGAGGGCAUGAGGGUGUUGUUAAGCUGCUGGUUGAGAAAGGAGCUGAUAUUAAGGCAAGGAAUAAAGAUGGUCAAACGCCGCUGUACUGGGCAGCUGGAAGGGGGCAUGAUGAUGUUGUUAAGCUGCUGAUUAAGAAAGGAGCUGAUAUUAAGGCAAGGGGUAAAGAUGGCCAGAUGCUGCUAUUCCGGGCGGCUGGAGGUGGGCAUGAGAAUGUUGUUAAGCUACUGGUUGAGAAAGGAGCUGAUAUUGAGGCAAGGGAUGAAGAUGGUCAAACGCUGCUAUUCCGGGCGGCUGGAGGUGGGCAUAAGAAUGUUGUUAAGCUACUGGUUGAGAAAGGAGCUAAUAUUAAGGCAAGGGAUGAAGAUGGUCAAACGCCGCUGUACUGGGCAGCUGAAAGAGGGCAUGAGGGUGUUGUUAAGCUGCUGGUUGAGAAAGGAGCUGAUAUUAAGGCAAGGAAUAAAUAUGGCCAGACGCUGCUAUUCCGGGCGGCUGGAGGUGGGCAUAAGAAUGUUGUUAAGCUGCUGGUUGAGAAAGGAGCUGAUAUUGAGGUAAAGGAUGAAUACGGCCGCACGCCGGUAUUCCGGGCGGCUGAGAUGGGGCAUGGGGGCGUUGUUAAGCUGCUGGUUGAGAAAGGAGCUGAUAUUGAGGCAAGGGAUAAAUAUGGCCAGACGCCGCUGUCAGUCGCUGCUGGAAGAGGAUAUGAACACAUUGCCAAGCUGUUGCAUCACAAAUCUGAAUAG